GCGCGCGCUUGUCUCCCGGCGCGGGCACCGGCACUGGCCAUGGCUGCCUGCUCUCUUGCAUCGGUGCUGGCCGCCCGGCUGCUCCGCCCCGCGCAGAGCUGCUGCCUUCUCCAUCGCCCCUUCCACCGCUCCGCAGUGCGAAACGAAGCUGUUAUCAUUUCUGGAAAGAAACUUGCCCAGCAGAUCAAGCAGGAAGUGCGGCAGGAGGUAGAAGAGUGGGUGGCCUCGGGCAACAGGCGCCCACACCUGAGCGUGGUUCUGGUCGGCGAGAACCCGGCCAGUCACUCCUACGUCCUCAACAAAACCAGGGCGGCCGCUGACGUGGGAAUCUUCAGUGAAACAAUUUUGAAACCAGCUUCGAUUUCAGAGGAAGAAUUGUUGAAUUUGAUCAAUAAGCUAAAUAAUGAUGACAAUGUCGAUGGCCUCCUUGUUCAGCUGCCUCUUCCAGAGCACAUUGAUGAGAGAAAGAUCUGCAAUGCUGUUUCUCCAGACAAGGAUGUUGACGGCUUUCACGUAAUUAAUGUCGGGCGAAUGUGUUUGGAUCAAUAUUCCAUGCUGCCUGCCACCCCAUGGGGUGUGUGGGAAAUAAUCAAGCGAACUGGAAUUCCAACACUAGGGAAGAAUGUGGUUGUGGCUGGAAGGUCAAAGAAUGUUGGAAUGCCCAUUGCAAUGUUACUACACACAGAUGGGGCACAUGAACGUCCUGGAGGUGAUGCCACUGUUACAAUAUCUCACCGCUACACUCCCAAAGAACAGUUGAAGAAACAUACAAUUCUUGCAGAUAUUGUGAUAUCUGCUGCAGGCAUUCCAAAUCUGAUCACAGCAGAUAUGAUCAAGGAAGGAGCUGCCGUCAUCGAUGUGGGAAUUAACAGAGUUCAGGAUCCCAUAACUGCUAAGCCCAAGUUGGUUGGAGAUGUGGAUUUUGAAGAAGUCAGGAAGAAAGCCGGUUACAUCACUCCAGUCCCUGGAGGCGUGGGUCCCAUGACAGUGGCGAUGCUAAUGAAGAAUACCAUUAUUGCUGCAAAAAAACUGCUGAGGCUUGAAGAGCGGGAAGUGCUGAAGCCAAAAGAGCUUGGAGUAGCAACCAAUUAACUGUUUCCUCUUCUCUUUUAUGAACAGCCUUCCAAGCCAGUUCAAGAAGCAAAACAGGCCAAUAGAAAUGCAAUAUUUUUUUAUUCUACUGAAA
Choloepus didactylus (southern two-toed sloth) is the source of this 1186-nucleotide messenger RNA. RefSeq names its product methylenetetrahydrofolate dehydrogenase (NADP+ dependent) 2, methenyltetrahydrofolate cyclohydrolase (gene MTHFD2). Gene Ontology annotation, molecular function: methylenetetrahydrofolate dehydrogenase (NAD+) activity; methenyltetrahydrofolate cyclohydrolase activity; methylenetetrahydrofolate dehydrogenase (NADP+) activity. Gene Ontology annotation, biological process: tetrahydrofolate interconversion. The record is from RefSeq and is a predicted model, not a curated record. Lineage: Eukaryota; Metazoa; Chordata; Mammalia; Pilosa; Megalonychidae. Bases 40 to 1092 code for a protein of 350 amino acids. Gene Ontology annotation, cellular component: mitochondrion. The transcript is spliced from 8 exons.